Molecule: messenger RNA, 4873 nt
Organism: Danio aesculapii
Lineage: Eukaryota; Metazoa; Chordata; Actinopteri; Cypriniformes; Danionidae
Gene: plekha7a
Product: pleckstrin homology domain containing, family A member 7a
Exons: 22
Coding region: 1406-4597 (1063 amino acids)
Molecular function (GO): protein binding
Source: RefSeq, a predicted model, not a curated record
AAACAAACCUUUGCACUUAAGAAACAAAAUUAAAUAUGUAGGCUGAUGAACUUCAUCAGUGGAGUGAGUGCAACACAGUUUUGUUAUCCACGAAAGUAAAGGAGUAAAGAGUAAAACUAAAGAGAAAGAGAAAGCAAAGAGGCCGAAUGGAGAAGGCUCAUUUUUCAUCCCCGCGCUACAGAUGGUCUGUUUAACUGUUUUCUCACCAUGUUAUGCUCAAAACACACCCAUAACUCAUUAAGAGAUUAAGCACAACCCUGUUAGACCAUGCACCUGGGCUUUUCCAUGGUUUUCCGUCCUUAAAAUAGCAAAAGUGGAUUCUGACACACCCUUAAUGCUUUUAUUUUAUGUGCUUUAGACUUUGCACCUAGAUCGUUAAAAUAGAGCCCCCCCCCCCAUGUCACUUCAGUGGUUGAAUUGUUCAAAAGCACACCUAAAAAACUUUUUUGAAGUGUUGUGAGUGAAGUGCGCUGGAACGAAUGUCCAACGAGGCAGCCAGCAGGCAUGGAAGAAAACACUCCAUGGCAAUGCUGCUGUAACUUUCACUGAGAAAUGUUUCUCUGCCUGUGUCAAGUCCAGCUGAUGUCCCGCCCCCAAGAGCCAUAUACCCCACCGUGAUUAGUGGGUUCAUUCAGCUCCACACAGAACACUGUAGUGCCAUACAUUUCAAACUCGCGGGCCACACUGACAUUAAACUUUCAAAAUAAGGCCACAAACCAUUGUCCCACGGCCCGUAAUUGGCCCGCAGGCCGCGAGUUUGAGAGCCAUGCUGUAGAGGGUUAGGGAUCAUUUGCGCUAAUCUUCACACAAGAGACAGCAUUUACCUUGGAUUCUGAAUGUAGAUUUUUGUUACUGAGUCACACUGGGAGUCUGUAAUCUGUACUAAUCCCCUCUGAAAAAGAAGGCUUACUGCGGUGAUUUCUGCUCAGCCAGCAAACUCAGCCCACAUUCUGGUAGAUGGACAACGCUGAGUGUCAAUCUUUCACUGAUUCUAGUUUCUAUCUUCUAGAUCUCUGUAUAACAGCCUAUACUGAGCAAACUAUGGCUUUUGUAUUUCUGUUACAGCUUUCUAACUGUGGGGUAUUUGUGCUACAUGUUGAAGGCUGUUUUGCAGUCUGUCGUGCUCUUUUUUUGUGCUCUUCAGCUCCUGCUAUUUGUUUAAGUCACAUUCUUAUCUUGACGGUGCUCACAGGCCUUAAAUCACAUUGACAGUUUCCCCAGUUUCAUGUCCUGGAAGAGCCAAUAGGUUUUGGUUCAGGUGAGCGGUCAUUGUCCUGUAUUUGCUGAACUGUGUCCUUCUUCUGUUCCCGUUGGUGGGUGUCCUGCCUGUGAUGAGUGACUGACAGUCCAGAAAAGCCUCUGAGACACAUUCAGCAUCACCUGUAAAUAGGCGACACACACAGGGAUGCGCUCGUACAUUUACAAACAGAGCUCUGUGAUUGGCUCGCAGGCGGAGCACACCGGGAUGAGGACGUACUAUUUCAGUGCGGACACACAGGAGGACAUGAACGGCUGGGUCAGGGCCAUGAACCAGGCUGCACUCAUGCAAACCCAUACCGUCAAGAGAGACGAGUGUGAUCAUCCAGACCACGUGAAUGUUUCAGAGAAGCUCAAGAAGCAGGCCGUCCCUCAGACCAACCACAUCAACAGCUACGUGAUUCCCGAUCCGGAGGUCAUCCAAAGUGACGGGCUGCCGGAGGACAAGCGGGAGGCAUUUGUUGGAGAGGUGGAGAUCCAGGUUACUCCGAGAGAGAUGGAGCAGGCCAGGAGUAAAUCUCCUGGCAGCAGGGUAGUGGAGGUGGAGGUUUUGGCUCCAGGGUCGACGCCACCCUCCCGGGUUCCCUCUCGAGCUCCUUCCAGAGCCGUCUCCACCCCGCCGGUCGUGCAGAGGAACGGGACACCCAUAGAGCAGAACGGCAUGCCUGGAUGUCAGAGAGGGGCUACACCUUCCGCUCAAACACCAGUUCAAGUGCACAGGAGGAGUACACUGGAGCAGGUGGAGAACUGGGUGAAAGUACAGAAGGAGGAACGCCACGGAUUUGUUUCUUCUGAGAGUACCAUCCCACGUCGGACUCCUCCUAUUCAUCCAAAGUACGGCACAAUGGACAGAUACCAGUCAUUACCAAAGACCUCACGGCAAAGCCCACCAGCCCCUCAUCAUCUGCUGCCCAGUGAAUACAAAUAUUCCCAUGACCGGCUGAAUCACUUCCAGAAGAUCCAUGGACACACGCAGCGACCCACAACACACGACAACACUGUAUGGCAGCUUUUCGAAUGGCAGCAGCGACAGCAAUUUCGGCACGGCAGCCCCACUGCCCCUGUGUACACUCCAGCUCCAGACUACUCCACCGCUGUGUCCUCCACCAGAAACAACUCUGAUGUUUCCCGCUCUGUUUCUGUGCCUCCCACGCUGGCAGACAUACCUCCACCUGGACCUCCUGGAACCCGACUGAUGUCUCCUCGAAGACCACACACACCAGCGGAGCGGGUGACGGUCAGACCUCUGGAGGACAGGCCCAUCGUGGAGGUGCCACCAUCAAACUCUCCACACCGUUUACGAUCCUACAAGUCGGCCACAAUAGAGAGACACUCAAUGCCUCCGUCUGCUUACAUCACACAUACAGUCAGUGCACCCAGCCUGCAUGGAAAAACGCCGGAGGAGCUCACCCUUCUCCUCAUUCAGUUACGGAGACACCAGGCCAUGAUGGCAGGUGUGCGGCACGAUGCGCUGGCACACCUCCAGCAGUUGUCUCGGGUGAAGGCUGAUGAUACAUACAUGCACUUGAAGAAGGACCUGGAAUAUUUAGAUCUGAAGAUGAAAAGUAUAGAGCCAUUGAUCCACAUGGUUCACAGUGUGUUACAAACCUGCAGUGCGGGGGGUUUGAGACCACUCUGGAACGUGAGUGGGACGGAGGCUCUGAAAGGACGGCCAGCAAAGCCUGUGAAGGUGGCAGAAAGUGAUGUGGAUGUGACACUGAGUCGAUUGUGUGAACAGGACAAAAUACUGCAGGAGCUUGAGUUCAGACUCAGUGGACUAAAGGAUGAUAAGGACAAGCUUGAGUCUGUUCUGGAUGUGUCUCACCAGCAGAUGGAGCAGUAUAAGGAUCAGCCGGCUCACGCUGACAAGAUCGCCUAUCAGCAGAGACUCCUGCAGGAGGACCUGGUGCACAUUCGAGCAGACAUUUCUAGAGUAUCGACGGAGAUGGAGAGAGCAUGGGACGACUACAGCAGAAUGGAGCAGUCAGUGGAACAGCUGAGGGACGUCCUGCAGACUCAGAUGACUCUCUGUACAUCACCUCAGGAGAAAAACCAGUUAAAAAGGGAGCUCUGGAGGAUCGAGGACGUGAUGACUGGACUCAGCUCCACCAAAGAAACCUUCAAAAUCACCGUAGACUCAGUCAAGAACCCAGAGAGGAAACUUGUGCCUUCAGUGAUCGAGUCGACAGUGCCUUCUCGGUGCAUGACCCCAUCCGCAGCUGAGGUGCGGUCGCCCCAACGCAGCCUGACCUCCAGUCCACUAUCACUGCCGCUGGACAAUGAAGACCUGCGGAACCGGCAUCCUGUUCCAAAUUGGGAAGAGGAUGAUGCUCCGCCCAGACCACCUUUGCCCCUUCUGUAUGAUGAGGACACACCGCCUGUUGUCCCGCCCCUUCCUAAAGAGACAUCAGUCAUCAGACACACUUCAGUGCGAGGCCUCAAACGACAGUCUGAUGAGAGGAAGCGGGAUCGAGAAAGCAGCUACAGUAAUGGAGAUUACAGGCUGGAACUGCGCUCAUACCUGAGUGAACCAGAGCUUCCUGUAAGUGCUCAUGGAGCAGAUCAUGUGGACCCAGGCUACCUGACUCUCCAAAGAAGAGGUCUGUCAGGUUCCUCAUCCAGAAUAAAUCAGUACGGAGUGGCUUCCUGCUCCCUGAGGAGAGAUUUAGAGUUAUCCACAAUGGAGAGACCAAAGAGUGCCUUGGAGCGUCUGUGUUCAGGAGAGCCUCAGCUGGAGCAGCAGUCGCAGCCGCAGAGAGUCAGGAUGAGUGUGGAGGAGCAGCUGGAGAGAAUGAAGCGACAUCAACGAGCGCUAGUGCGCGAACGCAAACGCAACCUGAGUCAGGGUGAACGCCAGCACUCCCGCACCUCCAAUCGACCGGUCAACUCUGACCCAGGAUCAGGAUGGGAAAAUCUCAUUGAUUUGCAGCGACCCAAACAGGCCUUGUUUGUUGAACCUCAUCGGCCGGCAUCAGAUGAAUGGUUGACGGUUAAGGCUCGGCCAGUUAUGGAAUCGGAACUGGAGCCUUUGGACUUUGAGUUCGAUAUUACCAGAGAGCUGUCUACACCACAGAAAGUGUGGAUUCCACAGCGACUAAUAGACGAGGAGUCAGAGGAUGACCUGAGUCCUGAAGAGAAGGAGACUCGCUCUCGCACGGUAGCAAAGAUAAAAACCCUCCUGUCCAAAUCCAGCAUGAGGUCUUCAGAGCAGAUGGACUUCAGUGAUCUGGAUAUGACACUUCAGCAGCAGGAGAGGAUCAUGAGUGUUCCUCGAGCUCUCGCCACAGAAGCCUCCAUCAAGAGGAGGCAGGUCACAGCCAAAGCCAUGUCCGAGUGCUAAAUCUUGUUGUGAAGCUUUAUUGAGAGUCCAAAAGAUCAUUUUGUACCAGAUAUUUAUAAUUCACCUUCAGUCAUUCAGGCUCUCAGAUGUUUGGAACUUUUUAUAUGCAAUAUGUUUUUUUUAUUAUUAUUAUUCAUUUUAUUGUGGCAUGUUUUAUCAGCUACACUUUCUGUUUUACAUUUCUGGCAUCAAAAGUAGUUUUUUAAUUUAGCACUUUGUUAUUUUUGUUAAACAUACAGUAGUACAUAAUUGUGAUUUAAGGUGCGUAAUCAUUUG